AUGGCUCCAGCCAGACGAGCGAUCGUGAUUUUGUUGUUCGUGUUCGUAAUAUUCUCUCAACCAGGAUCUUCGGGUGGCGAUAGACAAGCUGGUGAUGACUACGACCGGAUGCCACCGUUGUUUUACUACGAAAAUGUGACCGAUUGUUUCGCCCGGUACAGUGCGUCCGGUCUCUAUUGCGUCGUGAAGACGGUGAUCAAGCCCACCCCGGGCUCCGACUUGUGGCGCACGAUCGAGAAAUACUCCCAACUUCCCAGCUACCACGAUCACGCUCUGCUUGAUCGUGGGCUCUGUGUGGAUGCUUGCGAUGCUCUGGUGAAACAGUUGGACCCUUCGAUCGUACAAUUACUCGACACCGAGCGCGUUACAACAGCGCCCUACCAUCUUUUAUCGCUCCCAUCGGAAACGGAGUUAUCGGAGCGCCGUUCACAGUACGGUAAACUGUUGAACGUUUGCGCCAACUACAAACUCUGGCAGCAGUACAAUCUGACCGGCUACUCCGAGAUUGAGCGCUGCACGACGAAGGAAACACCAGCACCGGCUCGGAUCGAUGGAUAUCACGUUGUCCUGGCUACGAUCGUCUUGCUGGCGAUCACACUUGUUGUCUGUGCCACGGUUUCCGACAGACGUCCCAUGCGCACCAUCAACAACAACGAAAUCCCAAAGCAUCUGCUGGACAGCCAGCCAGCGGGUCUGCUGUGGCUAGAGUUCUCGUUGCGCCGGACGUGGCGUCAACUGGUGGCGCCCCCACGCACCAUCCUGCAGCGUGAUUUUGCAUUCGUCGAACUAUUCCGCCUGCUGGCGGUCUUCAUCAUUCUGGCCAUCCACGUAUCGAUGUGCUUCGCGGCGGCUCCUAUAGCGAACGUGCGUCCCCUGGAGGAGUUCUUCGCCCUGCCGGUGUCCCUGGUUGCCGUGAGCAUUUUCCCCUUUCAGGUGCACACGUUCUUCACCAUCAGCGGCAUGCUGCUGACCGUACACUUCCUGCACCACGCGUCCUCCAGCGGGCGCCGAAUCAGCUGGUCGUACCUGGGGCAAGCGAUCAUCGUACGGUAUCUGCGCAUCUUCCCCCUGCUGCUGGUGGUCUGGCUGUACCACGUGUCGUGGUUCGAUCGCCUGUCGCAAGGACCCGGUGACUAUCGGUACAUUGAGCUGGAGAAGGACAACUGCCGCGCCAACGGGUGGCUGAAUUUUCUGUUCAUCAACAACUACUUCCGGCACGGCAAUAUGUGCAUGCAGCAGUCGUGGCAUUUGGCGGCCGACUUCCAGUUUUUCCUCAUCGGUGUACCGUUUCUGCUGCUCAUCCACCGACACCCGAGGCUACGGAAGCCACUCAUAGUAACUGCGAUCUGCAUCUCUGUGGUCGCUCCAAUCGCUAACCUUUACCAUCACCAGUUCCCCGGCGUGGUUCUGACAAACUUCAAGCAACUUCGGUUCGUGUUCUACGCCCACCGGGUGCUGCAGUUCGAUUACAUGCUGUUCCAUCCGCACACCUGUAGCUACUUUGCCGGAAUCUUUGCCGGGCUGGCGUACCAUCGCUUACGGAGCGACUCUAAGCUGGCGCUUCCGUCCGUCUGGGGCAUCCGGCUGUGGAAGUGGGUCCCACCGUCGCUGGUUCUACUGCAGGCCUCGUUCGCUCCGCUGUUCUACGAUCUCGAUUACCGCCGUCCGAUGCUCUGGAAUGCCGUCUACGGGGCGGUACAUCGGUGCAGCUGGGGUACGAUGUGCGCCGUCGGAAUCCUGUACGGUGCGACGACUUGGCGUGGUCGUUACGCACCGAUCCAUCGCCAUCCCGUGGUUCUGCUCCUGAGCCGACUCUCGUUCGGCGUAUUUAUGGUGCAGUUCUGUGUGCUGAAAAGCCUUGCCCGUAACGCGGCCGGGUUCGGGAUCGAGUUCAGCUGGAAGAUCUACUUCCAAUCCGUGGUCUACUCGUGGGUUGGGUGCUACACUGCAGCGUUGGUGCUGGCGUUGCUCGUGGAGUUUCCGUGCGCUGCCAUUUGCAAACGAUUGUUGAGUUCACAGAAACACAGCGCGGUACGGAGAAAUGGCACCGACAAGGAAUCGCUGCCUAAGGACCAAUAG
Molecule: messenger RNA, 2079 nt
Organism: Anopheles cruzii
Lineage: Eukaryota; Metazoa; Arthropoda; Insecta; Diptera; Culicidae
Product: O-acyltransferase like protein-like
Exons: 8
Coding region: 1-2079 (692 amino acids)
Molecular function (GO): acyltransferase activity, transferring groups other than amino-acyl groups
Source: RefSeq, a predicted model, not a curated record